AUGGAAGAUAACUCAUCGGAGACGGAGAGAUUGAUCAGCUCCUUCGUUGAGGUCACAUCUUCAUCGAGAGAAGUAGCUAUAUCUGUUCUUGAAACUCAUCAAUGGAAUCUUAACGCUGCUGUUUCAACCUUCACUAAGAACGAGGUUACCACCGCCGCGCCAAAUGUACCAAACCCUAACGAUGAAAAGCUCCUCCGUCGUAACCUAACUCCGUUUCCGAAUCUUCGAAUCAACAUCCCUUUUUCUUCUUUCUCUCCUUUUGAUGGCUCUUCCGAUUACACUCCGUCGCGUUCACGGUUACGUUUACUAUCACCGUCGCCACCGAGAUUUUAUCUACAGUCAAAACGCGCAGCAGCUAAUCCAUUCGGGAGACAGACAGUUAACCGCGGUCAAGACGCCGGUGAUAUUUCCGGCGGAACUGGUACUGAUUCCGAUGAAGCGCUGGAGAAUCACGGCGGAGAAGAUAAUAGAGAUAUAGAAAGAUCUGAGGAGUCAUCAAGAUCAAUGUCUGGAGAAACUGUAUCAGAUGAGUUUGAAGAAGAGCCUCAAGAAGUGGUCACGCACAUUGUAACAAGCUGGAGGAACGGCUUUACUGUCGAUGAUAGUUCGUUAAAAACGUUGGAUGAUCCGGAAAAUGCAACCUUUCUUCAGGCCAUAUCAAGGUCGGAGUCCCCACGUGAACUCGGUCAAGUCCGUGGUCAAUUCAAACUCAUUAAGCGUGAAGAAGAAAAUUUCACUGAAUCACAAGCCGAAAGAACUCUAGCCGGAUCAGACUCUGCUUCAACUGAGCCACCAGCUUUAGCUGCCUCACCAUCAAAGAGAGCUAAGGAAUCAGCUAUAAAAAGACCUGAGCAGUCACCAAGAUUGAUGUCUGAAGAAACGGUUUCAGCUGAGGUUCAAGAAGAACAACAACAAGACGAGCCAUAUGAAGUGUUCACGUACAUUGUAACUAUCUGGAAGAACGGUUUCACUGUGGAUGAUAGUCCGUUAAAGAGUUUGGAUGACCCUGAAAAUGCAGCCUUUCUUGAGAGGAUAACAAGGUUGGAGUCCCCACGUCUGCUCGAUCCAGUUCGUGUUCAAGUCGAACUCAUCAGGCAAGAAGAAGAAGACUUCAAUGAACAAGAUACAGCUCUUGCAGGAUCAGAAUCUGUCUUUACUGAGUCACAAGCUUUAGCCGCCUCACCAUCACCAUCCGAGGCUAUAGACGCUUCUAAACCAGAUGGCUCGGAAGACUACCAAAUUGUCAGCAUGGGGUCUCCUCCUACACCACUACCUGACUUUGACCAAACCAUUGAGAAACAUCGCCAACUUUGUGUCCUCAUCCAAAAUCUCUAA
Messenger RNA from Camelina sativa (false flax), 1335 nucleotides. Its product is annotated as plant UBX domain-containing protein 6-like. The record is from RefSeq and is a predicted model, not a curated record. Gene Ontology annotation, cellular component: nucleus; cytosol. Lineage: Eukaryota; Viridiplantae; Streptophyta; Magnoliopsida; Brassicales; Brassicaceae. Gene Ontology annotation, molecular function: ubiquitin binding. Gene Ontology annotation, biological process: proteasome-mediated ubiquitin-dependent protein catabolic process; autophagosome assembly; membrane fusion.